Messenger RNA from Prosopis cineraria, 2112 nucleotides. RefSeq lists its product as uncharacterized. The coding region runs from base 273 to 1616 and encodes 447 amino acids. The record is from RefSeq and is a predicted model, not a curated record. NCBI's taxonomy places the organism in Eukaryota, Viridiplantae, Streptophyta, Magnoliopsida, Fabales, Fabaceae. The transcript has 13 exons.
CCGUCACCGAUUCAAGGCAGCCAACCAGCUAGCCUUACCAUUUUAUUAUUUAAACGAUUCAAUUUGGGGGAAAAAAAAAGGCAACAGCAAUGUCAAAUAAAUGGGAGAAGUAGACCCCCCGAAGGAGCGAAAGAUCGGUAGUGUUGCUUCCUUGCAGGCCAUUUGGCAUUUUGGUAGGAGCAAAGAACAUACCUCCAACCUCACCUCACAGACCCUCAAUCCAUAGUUGACUGUUGCCGGAGCUUCACUAUUCCUGUAGCCUGGUUCCCAGUAUGGACGACCCACACCGCCUGCCCGGAGAAUCUUCUGAGCCGCCUCAGUUAUUUGUUCCUCGCAGAGCUGCUAGAGUCGCUUCCCUUGACAUCUUCCGUGGCCUCUCUGUUUUCCUAAUGGUGCUGGUCGAUUAUGGUGGCUCAGUCUUCCCCAUCAUCGCUCAUUGCCCCUGGAAUGGUAUUCACUUGGCGGAUUUUGUCAUGCCUUUCUUUCUCUUUAUUGCUGGAGUUUCUCUCGCGCUUGUUUACAAGAGGGGGCCGCAUAAAGGAGAAGCGACAUGGAAAGCUGUACUAAGAGCCGUGAAACUCUUUUUUCUUGGCGUCCUUCUUCAAGGUGGUUAUUUUCACGGAAUAACUUCCUUGACUUAUGGUGUUGACGUGGAAAAAAUACGGUGGAUGGGGAUUUUACAGAGGAUAUCUUUUGGAUACAUUGUCGCAGCUCUAUGUGAGAUUUGGCUUCCAGGUAGAAGAUGGAAAGAAAUAGGUUUCUUCAGGAGCUAUUACAGGCAUUGGUUUAUGGUGGCAUUACUGUUGGCAAUUUACUCAGGAUUACUUUAUGGUCUAUAUGUUCCAGAUUGGCAAUUUGAAGUAUCGGUUUUGACCUCUUCUCUGCACCGAAUCCCAAUGAAUGACAGCGACACUUACGCUUUGAGAGUAAAUUGUUCUGUGAGAGGGGAUCUCGGACCUGCCUGUAAUUCUGCUGGAAUGAUUGACCGCUACAUUCUUGGUCUUGACCAUCUGUAUAGAAAGCCUGUUUACAGAAAUCUCAAGGAAUGUAAGAUGUCUGCUAGUGACCAAGUUUCAGACAGUUCACACUCAUGGUGUCUUGCUCCUUUUGAUCCUGAAGGCAUUUUAAGCUCCUUAACGGCUGCAGUAUCUUGUAUUAUUGGACUUCAAUAUGGUCAUGUUCUUGCAUAUCUACAGGACCACAGAGGGCGCCUAAAGAUCUGGAUGUGGUUUUCGGUUUCAUUUUUGGCACUUGGAUUGCUUAUGGCUCUAAUAGGCAUCCCUCUAAAUAAAUCAUUGUACACAGUAAGUUAUAUGCUGGCGACUUCAGCAGUUUCUGGAAUCACAUUCAGUGCUUUAUAUCUUUUGGUAGAUGUCCAUGGUUACAGACGUUUGACACGUGCGUUGGAGUGGAUAGGAAAGCAUUCGUUGAGUAUAUUUGUAAUUGUAUCCUCAAACUUGGCUGUCAUCGCCGUUGAAGGAUUUUACUGGUCCACGACUGAAAAUAACUUGGCAAGUGAUGGAUGCUUGAUGCUUUACACUGCAAAGUUGAUUGCCAUUUAUCUACCUUAUCACAGUCAAGUUAAUACUUUUCUACCUCACAGAUCCACUGGAUAGUGACUCGCUUUGUCCGCACUUGACAUGAUCUCAUUCUGAUUCUGAUUCUAUCUAACCAUGGAGACGCUUUCACUCCGGGCGUUUAGCUUCAUGCAACGAGAUUGAUCUGUUUGGUUGGAGGGAAUAGAGGAUGGAGGGGACGAGAGAUCUUAAUAAGUUCAAUUUUAAAAAGAAAAAGGACAUUUUUAAUUAAUUUUUGUCAUCAUUUUUUUUUUAAAAUUAAACUCAUUAAAAUCAGUCCUCUACUCUUCUUCAUCCCCAACCAGACACGGAAUAGAGGGAGGGAGGGAGGGAGGAAGCACUUCUACUGCGGCUGCGUUCUUUUUAGAAGCGUAUGUUUUGAACCUUGAAAAAAUGAUUAUAGGAGAAACAAUCCUGACAAGUCUGACAGGGAAAGUAAAACAUACUUUAAUCUUAGCCAUAGUGAUGCUCCGCUGCUUCGAGGCAUUUGUAAAUUGUAACAGCAAUGAGAAGAGAAGAUUAUUAAUUUGUGAUA